Prunus armeniaca (apricot) is the source of this 540-nucleotide messenger RNA. The record is from the annotation of a GenBank genome assembly. Lineage: Eukaryota; Viridiplantae; Streptophyta; Magnoliopsida; Rosales; Rosaceae.
AUGGUCGAUUCCGAGGCCGUUGAAAGCAUCGGCAAAGUGUACGUUGACCGAGCUUCCGGUGUCAAUGAGGAUUCGACCUACGUCGAAAUCGACAAUGCCUGCUCGAAUGAUCAUGGGAUCGGAAUGGGGGAAGAUGAUGCCCUUCUCUUCUUCUUCGGAAAAGGUGAUAGGUUCUCAUCCGAAUCGCCGGAUUUUGCUGUUGCGCUCCUUAGUGAGGCUGAGAACCUGAGGGUGCCGAACGGCACGUACGUAACUGUUGACGGACCGAAGGCUACAGUCAGCGAUCGGUGUACCGCCGCUGAUCACGUUGAUCUGACGAUUGCCCUGGGCGAUGCAGGACUCGGUAUCGUGGCCGUUGUAUUGGUGGUAUCAGCAGAAGACUCCUGUAUCCUUGUCGACUUGCCGAGGGAGCUUCUGGAGGCUUGGCUUCAGAAUCAUCUGAUUUUCGACCAUGAGGACAUGUUCGUAGGUCGAGUUAAGAAUGGUGAAGACCUCCGGCGGUCAGUCGCUUUUGGUGCUUCGGAAGUUUCGGCCACCUGA